Molecule: messenger RNA, 2752 nt
Organism: Mandrillus leucophaeus (drill)
Lineage: Eukaryota; Metazoa; Chordata; Mammalia; Primates; Cercopithecidae
Product: zinc finger protein 257-like
Biological process (GO): regulation of transcription by RNA polymerase II
Cellular component (GO): nucleus
Molecular function (GO): RNA polymerase II transcription regulatory region sequence-specific DNA binding; DNA-binding transcription factor activity, RNA polymerase II-specific
Source: RefSeq, a predicted model, not a curated record
UCUUCAUUCAGUCUAGCCUCAGAUCACGUCUCCUGUCACUCCGGGUCUAAAGGGGCGGGGCCUUAAACGUUACCCAAUCAGGGGCGCUGGGCUGGAAACCGUCCAAUCAGACACGAAGCUGGAGCGGACAGGGCGGCUUCCGGGUUUGGCGGGGACUUUGUCUCUCGCUUCAGUCAGAGCUGCAGGUCUCGUCUUCCCUGGUCUGUGUCCUCUUCUCCUAGAGGCCCAGCCUCUGUGGCCCUGUGACCUGCAGGCGUUGGGAGAUCCCCAGCUAAGACGCCAGGUCCCCCUGGAAGCCUAGAAAUGGGACCACUGACAUUUAGGGAUGUGACUGUAGAAUUCUCUCUGGAGGAGUGGCAAUGCCUGGACACUGCACAGCGGAAUUUAUAUAGGGAUGUGAUGUUAGAGAACUACAGAAACCUGGUCUUCCUGGGUAUUGCUGUCUCUAAGCCAGACCUGAUCACCUGUCUGGAGCAAGGAAAAGAGCCCUGGAAUAUGAAGAGACAUGAGAUGGUGGCCAAACCCCCAGUUAUGUGUUCUCAUAUUGCUGAAGACCUUUGGCCGGAGCAAGACAUAAAAGAUUUUUCCCAAAAAGUCAUACUGAGGAGACAUGAUAAAUGUGAACAUGAGAAUUUACAAUUAAGAAAGGGCUGUAAAAGUGUGGAUGAGUGUAAGGUGUGCAAAGGAAGUUAUAAUGGACUUAACCAAUGUCUGAUAACUACCCAGAGGAAAAUAUAUCAAUGUGAUAAAUAUGUGAAAGUCUUCUAUAAAUUUUCAAAUUCAGAUAGACAUCAGAUAAGACAUACUGAAAAGAAAACUUGCAAAUGUAAAGAAUGUGGCAAAUCAUUUUGCAUGCUUUCACAACUAACUCAACAUAAGAGAAUUCAUAUUAAAGAGAAUUCCCACAAAUGUGAAGAAUGUGGCAAAGCCUUUAACAAGUCCUCAGCCCUUACUCGACAUAAGAUGACUCAUACUGGAGAGAAACCCUACAAAUGUGAAGAGUGUGGAAAAGCUUUUAACCGGUCUUCACACCUUACUCAACAUAAGAUAAUUCAUACUGGAGAGAAAUCCUACAAAUGUGAAGAGUGUGGCAAAGCCUUUAACCGAUCUUCACACCUUACUCAACAUAAGAUAAUUCAUAGUAGAGAGAAGCCCUACAAAUGUGAUGAAUGUUGCAAAGCCUUUGACUGGUCCUCAGCUCUCACUACUUUUACUCAACAUAAGAGAAUUCAUACUGGAGAGAAACCCUACAAAUGUGAAGAGUGUGGAAAAGCCUUUAAACAGUCCUCAGCGCUUACUCGACAUAAGAUGAUUCAUACUGGAGAGAAACCCUACAAAUGUGAAGAGUGUGGCAAAGCUUUUAACCGGUCUUCACACCUUACUCAACAUAAGGUAAUUCAUACUAGAGAGAAACCCUACAAAUGUGAAGAGUGUGGAAAAGCCUUUAACCGGUCUUCACACCUUACUAAACAUAAGAGAAUUCAUACUAGACAGAAGGCCUACAAAUGUGAUGAAUAUUGCAAAGCCUUUAACUGGUCCUCAGCUCUUACUACCCUUAUUCAACAUAAGAUAAUUCAUACUGGAGAGAAACCCUACAAGUGUGAAGAGUGUGGCAAAGCCUUUAACCGGUCUUCAUACCUUAUUCGACAUAAGAUAAUACAUACUGGAGAGAAACCCUACAAAUGUGAAGAGUGUGGUAAAGCCUUUAACCAAUCUUCACACCUUACUCAACAUAAGUUAAUUCAUACUGGGGAGAAGCCCUACAAAUGUCAAGAAUGUGGCAAAGCCUUUAACCGGUCUUCACACCUUAUUCAACAUAAGAUAAUUCAUACUGGAGAGAAACCCUACAAAUGUGAAGAAUGUGGCAAACCUUUUAAUCGUUUCUCAUACCUUACCAUACAUAAGAGAAUUCAUGCUGGAGAGAACCCCAACAAAUGUGAAGAAUGUGGCAAAGCUUGUAACCAUUCCUCAAACCUUACGAAACAAAUUCAUAAUGGAGAAAAACCCUACAAAUGUGAAGAAUGUGUCAAGGCUUUUAACUGUUCAUCAAUCCUUACUAAACAUAAGGGAAUUCAUAAAGAGAAGCCCUACAAAUGUGAAGAACGUGGCCUGGCUUCUAACAAAUCUUCAACAUUCACUAAGCACAAAAUAAUUCAUGCUGGAGAGAAACCCUUAAAAUGUGAUGAAUGUGGCAUAGCCUCUACCCAGUUCUCAACUCUUACUAAACAUGAGAACUCAUGUGGAAGAUAAAACCUACGAAUGUGAAGAAUGUGACAAAGCGUUUAAAAGUUCUCAACUCUUAUUACACAUAAUUUAUACUGGACAGAAAUCCUAAAGUGUGAAGAAUGUCACAAAGCCCUUAACAAGUCCUCAAUUCUUAACAUAUAUAAGAUGUUUCAUGCUGGAGCGAAACUACAAUCUUGAAUGAUGUCACAGUGCUUUUCACAACACCUCAAACUUAUCUAAACGUAAAAAGAAAAAAAAAUUAUACUGGUGCAAAACUCUAGAAAUAUAAAGAUUGUGAAAAAACUUUUAAAUGGUUUUCACGCUUGAUUGCAGGUAAAAUAAUUUAUACUGGAGAAAACUCCAAGUGUGAAGAAUAUAAUUUUUAACCAGUGUUCACAGCUUAUUGUACAGGAAAGCAUUUAUAUUUGAGAAAUGGUGUACAAAUAUAAAGAAUGUGGAAAAGUCAUUAAUAUCUGCUCAUAUAUUACACAACAUCAGAGAGUUCAUACUUAAUAAAAGUAUUAUA